Molecule: messenger RNA, 1299 nt
Organism: Aspergillus tubingensis
Lineage: Eukaryota; Fungi; Ascomycota; Eurotiomycetes; Eurotiales; Aspergillaceae
Product: similar to An01g01670
Exons: 2
Coding region: 1-1299 (432 amino acids)
Source: RefSeq, a predicted model, not a curated record
AUGAACAACUUGGUCCGUUCGUACUCACAUAUGCAUCUUGAAACUCUGCCAGCAGAAAUUAGAAUUCAAAUCCUCCUUCUACUCAAUGUAGAAGGACUUAAAUCACUAGUUCAAGCAUCACCCGUUUAUCAUAACCAGUAUCUCCUGGAUCGCAAGCGCCUUCUCCUCAACUGCCUAGCAACCACACUGGGCCGCAUUUUCUUCGAAGCUUGCAUUGUCCAGGAGACUAGCUCAGUGGGCUUCUCGCAGACACGCAACCACGAUAGAAUCCUUGAGUAUUUUGGGUCUCUCACGGAAAGGCGCUGUCACUCAGAUCUAACGGCAGGACUCACAUUGAAAGAUGCCAUAGAUAUGGUAUUCUUUUAUCUCUCGGUCUUGAAACCUUUCGCACAGCACUAUUCUGUUUGGGCGUUAGGAAAUCUAGCUCAAGAGCCGGAAGCAACACAUACGAAGAUUGACGAAGACCUGAGUGAAUCAGAAGAACACAGAAUAAUCCGCGCUCUGUAUCGCUUCCAACUGUGCUGCAACGUAUUCGGCGUGGGACCUAACAAGGACGAGCUUGAUCUUUUCAAGAUAAAAUUUCAACUUAGUGAUGGCGAUAUUCUAAAGCUCCUGGAAGAUUUAUGGGAGCCCUGGGAACUGGAGGAGAUCAAUUGCAUCAAUAUCUUUGCGGAAACAAAAUGUCGUGCGAUUCAUGAUGCUGUGACCUGGGAUUUCAGUGAAAGAAAUCCUCGGUUUGAUGAUCAGGAAAGACCGCCUACUCCGGAUGGGGCGGUGAAUAUACCACAGCACAGCCAUGCUUAUUUAAUCGGGACUAUUACACAAGGCCUCGAGCGGUUGUAUACUAUAUUCUUCAAGGUUAAAGAGCACGCGGAUUUAGUCAACAUAAUGGAGCAGACUUUGGUUCUUUGGCUCGAGGAGUUCCUCCAAGGAGAUGUUCACGGCGCGUUCACCCACGCGGCGCAAAGUGGACGUCGAGCUAUUGCACCUUCUGAGCGGGAUAAGAAGGAGGAGCGAAGAGAGCCUUUGCCUUUUCGGGGUGAUAGGGUGGACGACUACUACUACUACUACUACUACUCAAACGGAGCGCACCCGCCAUUAGCAUGGACGCUUUUGUGGAAAGGAACAUACAGCAAUAUGUUAGGGAGCUACAUUCCUGAUGAAUUCCACAGGUGGGGGUAUGUUAUGUGGGAUGCGGCCCGGUUGGAGCGCACCGGUGCAAAGGAAGUAUUGGCAAGGGGUUGGGACUUGAUGUGGGGUGAGGAUGAAGAUGCGAGAGACCAGAGAGACUUUUUCUGA